UAUAGGCUGCGAAAAAGUGAGUGUGGCAGAGGAGAUGGAGACAGGAAUUUAACCUGGAUUUGUAGAAGGGAAAUGUGAAACUCAGGGGGGGAGGGCAGUCAUAUGAAUUCAGCAGUACAGGUGGAUAAAAAAGUAAAUUACAGUUGUGGUGCUGCUGAGGAAUAAUAACAAAUCCCUUCUAUUUAUCUCAGCGGUGGUAUUUCUAAUUGACGGCUGGUGAGAUGAGAAAUACAGGGAUCUGUGUGUGCUGACAUAAUCCUCAACUCCCAUUUCUCUCACCAGCAGCAGGUCACCUUGACUUCAACAGAAGUUGAUGUUCUUCCCUCCUCAUGCUCUCCUAAGGGUAAAAAAAAAAAUUAAAAUGGGGAUGAUGACAUUCAUGUCUUCACGCGCACACAGUCGUAGUCAUAGUGUUGAGCUGGAUGAUGAUGAUGAUGAUGAUUGAGCAGGUGAAGGGAUAAUGGCGGCAUGUGCUAACAAAUCAGUGUCAGUGGCUUUUACACAAAGCUAGAGGACAGAUUUAUGACACGUCGGCACAUUUUCUUUGCCCUCCCUCUUGAUUUUAUUAGACCGUCACCAAUAUAUUGGCUUAUAUCGCCUUUUCACAGAUACUGUAUAUCAGUAUUGGGUUUAUAUCAGCUGAUAAGUAACAAACUGCAGUAGCCAAACAUGUUUGAGAUUAGUGCAGUGGUGCCAGAGUGAGUUUCAAACAGGGGUGAGUUUAACUUUGGAUGAUGUAAUACACUAGUAAACUUUGUCAUCAGGGCUGCACAAUUAAUCAAAACAUCAUUGAAAUCUCAAUAUUGCCAAGAGCAGUAUCCAGCAUGUGACAAAACAGCAAUAUGACGAAGUCAGGUAGAACUGCAGAGAUGCCCUGACCUACAAAUCUUGUUCUACAGAUGUAAGAAAACGCGUUUGUUUGGUAUAGACCCCAACAGAUGUCCCAUCAUCAUGAUUUUUAUAUUUUUAUUCCCGUAAAAAUGAAAAUUGUGAUGCUAAAAUGAUCAAUCCCACUAAUGAAUCAUAACAUAUGUCAAUCCUUUGAAUGCCCUCUGUCUCUAGUUUUUUUUUGUUUUUCAUUAUAAUGAAAUGGCUACUAUGGGGAAGAACAUCAUCAUACAUGAAUAUGGUUGUGCUUAUUGAAUCCAUAGGAGUUUGAGCUUUCCAGUAAUACCCAGUUUAUGCAAUUCCAAUAUUGUUUAUGGCUCCCCAGUAUACAGAAAUAGUCAGUAUAACUGCAAAAAACGUCAUGGUUUUUACCCAAAACUGCAUGGGAUUAGCAUAAAGUGGGCAUGUUUGUAAAGUAGAGACUUGUGGGUACCCAUAGAACCCAAUUUCAUUCAGAUAUCUUGAGGUCAGAGGUCAAGGGAUUCCCUUUGAAAAUAGCCAUGCCAGUUUUUCCAUUGCUUUCCAACCUGGCCCCUAUUCCAGCAUCAGUGGUCCCCAUUAGUUUGCCAUAGUUUGUCCACCAGCGAGCAUUAAAUAAUAAUAAUAAUAACUGUAAAAUGUCCCACAGAGGACAUCAUAUCUUUGUCAUGAUUCUUUGAUAAGAUUCUAAAAUCUGUGUGGCUGUGGUACUAAUUACAGCAGCUUUAAUGAACUGUUACCACAUUAAACAGUGUUAAUCUAAAGAGUCAAAUUAGGUGGAAAGGACAGAUGCUUUCUUUAGACUGAGAUACUGUCUGACAGCUGACUCUCUGUGUGUGUGUGUGUGUGUGUGUGUGUGUGUGUGUGUGUGUGUGUGUGUGUGUGUGUGUGUGUGUGUGUGUGUGUGUCAUGUAGGCUGCAUUUGGCACACUUUCAUACCCCAUAUGGUUAUCUGUUCAGUCAACCAUGUUUAGAGUUUCCCAGCUUUGCGAGGGAAUUACACUCAAUCCUCUGAACAUUUAAAUGCAGACACACACACACACACACACACACACACACCCUCUCUCUCUCUCUCUCUGCUGGUUGAACACACAGGUCAGCACAAUAUAGCAGUUCUGCAGCUCUGCACAGUUACGGCGCUGUGAAUCAGUCUGACGUGGCCCUUAAACUGCAGUUUUUAUAGCUCGUGUUGGUGCAUCUAUGAAUCCAUAAACAAUGAUACUGCCACUUUGUGUCUAUAUGUGUGUACUGCACAUACAUUGUUUUAACAGCAUCAGUAAUAAUGAUAUAAAUAAUGAUAUAAUUCUGUGUAGAUGGAUAUGUAGAGCUUGGCACUAACACUGACAGAGUUAUGGAUAUAAUUCUCACCAGGGUCAAACAUGAUAAAAACUGAUCUUCAUCAUACUGUGAUGUGCUUCUGUAGAUAUACUUUUGUCCUGCAAAGGCCUCAGAUUUACAUACAAUUGUGCUUUUUUCGUAUUUAGUGCAGUAGAUGGAGGUAGAUGAGUGACAUUUAUUACAAGACAAAGUCAAAAAGACAACUUCAGUUUCAGAAAGACAUACAAAUUGUUUGAUAAAAUCAACAUUUGAGGUUUUCUAGAUUUAACAAAUAUAUAUUUUUUAAUUAAGUGGAAACUUAUUUUCAGUGUGUUCAUGAACUGAUGCACUCAUAUUCUUCUUCAUAGUCAUUUCCUCCAUAUCUUAAAAAUAGAACAUCACUAAUUCUGAAGCAGCUGGACUGACACACACACACACACACACACACACACACACACACACACACACACACACACACACACACUUCCUUUUAACAUAAUGGUGAAAACUUGCCCAAUCACCCUCCAGUAUUACAGUCAAGCGUGUUGAAGGGCCAUGUCAGACAGAUGCAGCAAGGCAAGCGUGAACAUUGAGACACACACACACACACACACACACACACUCACACACACAGUUGCAACAGGUGCACACAUUCACACAUUGUAAUUCACCUGAUGCAGUAGAACUAAUGUCUUUAACAACACAGGAUAAAGGAAGAAAAAGAGGGUCUAAGUUGGAGAGGUUUGCGAUGCGACAGUAAUUCUCCUGCCUUCCCUUGUGUCUCAUUGAUCAUGUCCCCUGCCCUCCUCUUUCUUUCUGACCCCCCAUGCUUUUCCAGAGAACGCAGAGUAAAUCCCAGAAAUUCCUCUUAUGUCAUAUGUUCUCCCUCCUCUGUCUGUUACCGUCUUCCUGUUGUCCCAUAGAGUAUGAAUGGGACAUAAGUUAUGGUUUUAGGCAGUGCUGAAUGCUCAAAGCCUCCUUGCUCCUCACCAUCCACCCCUCCCUCCCUCCCUCCAUCACUCCCUUCCUCCCUUCCUCCCUUUGCUGCGGUGGCUGCGGUCAUCCUGGUAACAGCCUGCAUCUCUGCUGCUGCUGCCGCCGCCGCCGCCCUCUCUUCACUUGGGUUGAAACAAAACAAGUGAAACUAAUGUUACUUUGCUUUGUUGCACCAUUUCACACGAGGCAUCCUUCAAGGCCACAGCAUCUUGCACAGAUCUUUAUUUAGGCACAUCAAAGCCUCUGUAUACAGAUGCAGUGUUCAUAUACAGUUAAUGCUAUCCUGCUGAUCAUUAUGAUACUUUGAAGAUAAAAGCAACAUAUUGUGAUACAGUCAUGAAUGAAUAAAUAUUGAUUUGAUAGGAAACCACAUAUCUUGGUUGUCUUUUUCUUAUUCUUAAGUCUGCAGUAACAUUAAGUGACACCAUUUUCUCAACUAGUUAUUUAGUUCCUGUCCUGCUGGUCAUCAUAUCCAAAUAAUAAUGAUCAUAUGGGUUUAAAUCAGUAGUGUGGACAGACAGAAAAAUGUAGCCGUCUCUGCUACAUCCUGCUUGUUGCAAUGUGCUUGCAACGUAUUAAGCCUGUAAACAAUUGUUACAAAGCAUAGUGUACAUAAAUAGCCUCAGACUCAGCCUUGAAUUGAGGGCCAAUCUGAAGAGCCAUUACUUCUAUAAUUAGGAAAAUACAACCACUCUACACUUAUUCUUCUCUUCGUUUUUUGCUAAAUCCCUUUUCUACUUCCUGACCAAAUCCUCCCAUAUUUGCAUAAUGUUAAAAAUGUCUAGAAGGGGGUAUAUAGACAUUUGUAACUGUAUGCAAAUAUGGGAGAAUGUGCAUGCCAAUUUCAUGCUGCCUGAAGUGAAGAUAGAAAAAGAUGCUUUUCUUCUGCAUGCAGAGAUGCCCUGCUUUCACUGUGGUGUGCACUGCUCUGAUUUUUGCAGCUUAGUUGAACUUUGACCUCACAUACACAGCGAUUUCAAGAAUCCCCAGAGUUAUGUAAAAACAACUUUUUGGUCCUACCAGGACGUUAGAGAAGAUGUGGAUAGUGGGUGCCUAUUUCAGCAAAUUUACAACAUACAAUUUGCAACAAUUUCCUUGCUUGUUAAUUUGGAUGUUUCACUGAUCAAAUCAAACGCCAUACAAAAAAUUCAGGCUUGAGAAGAGCCCUGUAGGCAAAUGUAUCUGUACUUUGCAAGUGACAGUCAUAUAUGUCAUAUAAGACUUUGGGAUUGGCUUGUAAUCACUGCUCACAAAUCACUUUAGUGAGACAAGCCCCUCGGGUUGUUUAUGUUCCUCUGUACUCUGUAGCAUCCUAUUUAGCUGCUUUGUUUGAUGUUUAACUUCACACUGGAGCAGAGGGGCAUUUAGGCUGACCCGAUGACAUGCUCACCUGCCCCAUCCCCACCCAUAUGCACACCACUGGUAUAAAUGUCAGUUGAAAGCACCUGUAGUUUCAUGUCCAGAAUAUUGUCAUAUUAUUGAUAUUGACACAUUUGAUCAAAUAUAUUUCAGUCUGUUGAUAUUGCCUUCCUCAAAUGUGAUCACUUACUGGACACAACAGUAGUCCUAAACUCUACUUCCAAGCAUCAUUUGUCCUAUAGUAGGCAAACAACUGACAUGUUGCUGUAAUAUAUUCCAUCAUAAUGUUUAAUUAUGUCUCCAAGCACUGCACUGUCUGUCAUGCUGUUGUCUGUGAGCCCUCCAGUUGCCCUACAAAAAGCCCAUUAAGACAGCCUGACACAAGUCAUCUGCAUGCCAUGAUGAAGGCGGCAGCAGCAGCAGCAGCAGCAGUCUGUAGUUGUGUGAGGCAGCUCGAAGCAGAGGGGCGGGGAGGGGGCGCAGCCGGAGCUCACAUCCAUUAACGACCACCGACAAACCGGGAAGCCUCCCUCCGGUAGCAUCGCAGCGUCCACCGACACACGGCCGGGGAAGAUGGUCGCGGUGCAGACGUCCCCCAACUCGUCUCCGUCGGCGGAGUGGAUCUGCUGCCUGGAUAAAAGGCCUUCGGAGCGCUCAGGAGAGGAUGUGGACAUUAUAUUGACCAGACUGAGAGAGGUCAAAGCCUUCCAUAGGUUCCCACCGCCGCUCUUACUGCAGAUCUGUGCCUGUGCCUUCUACGAAUGUCUGGAGAAAGGCAUCACAUUGUUUCGACAGGGGGACAUUGGCACCAGCUGGUACGCUGUCCUGUCUGGCUCUCUGGAUGUGAAAGUGUCAGAAACUGCCAACCAUCAGGAUGCAGUCACUAUCUGUACACUGGGGAUCGGGACAGCGUUCGGGGAGUCCAUCCUGGACAACACGCCACGCCACGCUACCAUUGUCAGCAGAGAGACCAGCGAGCUUCUCCGAAUUGAACAGAGGGAGUUCAAGAGCCUCUGGGAGAAGUAUCGUCAGAGCUUGGCUGGACUGUUGGCCCCUCCUUAUGGAGCUAUGGAGAGUGGAUCCAACAAUGACAGACUCACAGACAAAGACAACAUGAACUCAGACUCUGCAAACAAAGCUCACAACAAGAUUCCUUCAGAGAAGCUGCAGAGAGCGGGGAAGGUUCUCCGCAACGCCAUCCUGUCCAGAGCCCCACACAUGAUUCGAGACAGGAAGUACCACCUAAAGACAUACAGACAAUGCUGUGUUGGCACAGAGCUGGUGGAUUGGUUGGUGCUGCAGAGUGCCUGUGUUCUCACACGGUCCCAUGCUGUCGGGAUGUGGCAGGCACUACUAGAAGAAGGAGUGCUCAACCAUGUGGACCAGGAGCUGGGUUUCCAGGACAAGUACCUGUUCUACCGUUUUCUUGAUGAUGAGGAGGAGGACACGCCGUUGCCUAGCGAGGAGGAGAAGAGGGAGAGUGAGGAAGAGCUGCCAGAGACCAUCCUCUUCCUCGCUCAGAUUGGCCCUGAUGCACUACUACGCAUGAUCCUCAGGAAAUCGCCUGGUCAGAGGACAGGGGAUGACCUAGAGAUCAUCUAUGAUGAGCUGCUUCACAUCAAGGCCUUAGCUCACCUCUCCAACACUGUGAAGAGAGAACUGGCGAGUGUUGUGAUCUUUGAAUCGCAUGCAAAAGCUGGAACCGUGUUGUUCAACCAGGGAGAGGAGGGCACAUCAUGGUACAUCAUCCAGAAGGGCUCUGUCAAUGUGGUGAUCUACGGCAAGGGUGUGGUAUGUACGCUCCAUGAGGGUGAUGACUUUGGCAAGUUGGCCCUGGUUACAGAUUCACCUCGUGCCGCCUCCAUCGUCCUGAGGGAGGACAACUGCCACUUCCUCCGUGUGGACAAGGAAGACUUCAACAGGAUACUCAGGGAUGUGGAGGCCAACACAGUACGUUUGAAAGAGCAUGAACAAGUUGUGCUGGUGUUAGAAAAGAGUCCUCGCGCCUCCACCCUGGGAAGCAUCAAGUAUGUGUACACUGUGAUAUCAGGAACACCAGAGAAGAUUCUUGAGCACUUCCUGGAGACCAUGAGGAUGGACAUACAUCACAGUGAACCAGACCCAGCAGUGGAUGAUUUUGUCCUCAUGCACUGUGUCUUCAUGCCCAGCAGCCAGCUGUGCCCUCUACUCAUGGCACACUACCAUGCGGCAUCUCCACCUGGCUCUGAACAGGAGAGGUUGGAGUACACGGUCAACAGUAAGAGGAGAGUCCUUAUUCUGUCCCUGCGCUGGGCCAACACACACACAUACAUGCUACAGGAGGAGCCUGCUCCAAUCUCGUUCCUAGAGGAGUUGUAUGGGAGUUUAUCAAAUGAUUCUCGGAUGAUGAGAGCUUUGAAAGACUUGGUUCCUGAUCUGGAGAAAGUCGUCAAAUUUCAUUCGGAAGAAGCCAAAUCUGCAAAAAAGAAAACCCUAAUACGACAGUUCAGCAACGGGGAGGAAAGGCUGCAGAAGAAACAGCCCAUUAGGAAUCAAGAUGACGUCCUAUUGAAGGUGUACUGCAGUGACCACACGUACACGACUAUCCGGGUUGCUGUGGUGGCGACGGGAAGAGAAGUGAUCAGCGCUGUGGCCGACAAACUUGGCACCACUGAUGAGCUCCUGUUGGUCAACCUCAGCUCUGCUGGUGAAAAACUAAUCCUGAAGCCAAAUGACGUGUCAGUGUUUUCUGGUCUGAGCAUCAACGGGCGAUUAUUUGCCUGUCCUCGAGACCAACUGAACAGUCUGACUCCUCUUCCAGACCAGGAGGGUCCCUCUGCAGGCUCCAUGUCAACUUUUGAGCUGAUGAGUUCUAAGGACCUGGCUUACCAAAUGACCAUGUUCGACUGGGAGCUCUUCAGCUGUGUCCAUGAGCACGAGCUGCUCUACCACACGUUUGGCCGGCAGAGCUUUAAGAGAACAACGGCCAAUCUGGACCUGUUUCUGCGGAGGUUCAACCAGGUUCAGCUGUGGGUGGUCACUGAGGUCUGCCUCUGCGGGCAGCUCAGCAAGAGAGUCCAGCUCCUCAAGAAGUUCAUCAAGAUAGCUGCACACUGUCGGGAGUUUAAGAACCUGAAUUCAUUCUUUGCCAUCAUCAUGGGGAUGAGCAACCCAGCUGUCAGCAGAUUGAGCCAGACGUGGGAGAAACUCCCCACCAAGUUUAAGAAGUUCUAUGCUGAGUUUGAGAGCAUGAUGGACCCAUCACGAAACCACCGGUCUUACCGACUCACUGUCACCAAACUGGAACCGCCAAUCAUUCCCUUUAUGCCCCUCCUUCUCAAAGAUAUGACAUUUACACACGAGGGCAACAAGACCUUCAUCGACAAUAUGGUCAAUUUUGAGAAAAUGCGUAUUAUAGCUAACACAAUUCGACAAGUGAGGCACUGUAGAAGCCAACCGUUCAAUCCCGACAUAUGCCAACCCAACAAAAAUCAAGCGGAGGUACGGGGGUACGUAAGGAAGCUCUGUGUGAUCGACAACCAGAGGGCGCUGACGCAGCUCUCCUACAGGAUGGAGCCUCGGCGGACAUGAGCUCCAGAUCUUCCACCACCACCGCCUUCUCUGUGACGAUAGCAUAAAAACAAAACCCCACACACAUUACCCGGAUAAAACAACUCAACACAACUGGUCGUACAGUAGCAAAUCACACGGUCAAUGACUUUAGCACUAUUAUGGACUAUUAUGGAUCAAGGACUUAUACUGUGCCAUUAAACGCCUCUUCCUCCUGGACAGAAAGUGUUCAGCUGAUCUCUUGUCGCUGUGUCUCUGAGGGUUUUAACCGUACUAGUUGUUACUGUUUGGGACCUGUUAGAUAGAACUGUAAUGUAUAGAACUGGAAUCAAUAUCCUGCAUGACUGAACUCCAUAGGCUUUUUGUUCUAUACAGUGGAUUUCUAUCGGACUGUCCUGUAAUGUUGUGCUACCCCCAAAUGAGCCCUAGUUUACAAUAUAUUACUGUACCUGCCUGUAAAGCAAACCUUAGUCUCCUGAUGGUCCUACUCAUAGACAGAAAACACAGAAAACCCCAUGAACCGUAGUAACCUAGACUCUGCAUUUUCCCUGUUGAAUAUACAGAUAAAUAUGAAAUCUGAAAGUACUUAUUUACUUCAUAAUGAUUAUAUCCAAGUCUUUGAAAAUCUUUAGGAUUUGAUGGCCUUUAGAUAAAUAUCAGUGUCCCCUAACUAGUCAGACACUUCAAAACUACUAAACAGAGUAUUAGUUGGAUUAAAGCCCUAUUGGUAAUGCAAACAGUGUUCAGAUUUGUCACUGCAGUAUUGCGUUUUAUUUUUGCAUCGAAAGUACAUCUCCUGAAGAAUAUGAAUUAUUCUAGAUGAUGAAGUUGCUCGGUACGAUCUUCUCCGAGGUCAGCCGUAUGAUCAAAAUGUACUCCUUUGAUUUUGAAGCGCUGAUCCUAGACGCAGAAUCUAAAGUCAACUUCUACUUUGAGGGGAAAUCUUCUCAUCUUUACAAGUCGUGAUCAGUCCGUGUAAUUUUAUUUUUAUAUAUGUGGGUGUAGAUUUUGAGUGUGUUCUUGACAAGUGUCAUUAAUUUUCCUUUGAUCUCAGGAGCUUUUGAUGUGAUGGUGUGUGUCGAGAACUGCUGUGAGGCUGGCUUUUCCCCAGAGCAGCCUGUAACUGUACUGUAUGUGUGGUCUGCCUUGUAAAUAAAAAUAGCUAAUUUAACAGUG
This is a messenger RNA of Dicentrarchus labrax (European seabass), 9264 nucleotides long. Its product is annotated as rap guanine nucleotide exchange factor 4-like. The transcript has 30 exons. Gene Ontology annotation, cellular component: plasma membrane. The coding region runs from base 5113 to 8109 and encodes 998 amino acids. The record is from RefSeq and is a predicted model, not a curated record. Lineage: Eukaryota; Metazoa; Chordata; Actinopteri; Moronidae. Gene Ontology annotation, biological process: positive regulation of GTPase activity; spermatogenesis; Ras protein signal transduction. Gene Ontology annotation, molecular function: cAMP binding; guanyl-nucleotide exchange factor activity.